AGUCAGUGACGAUUUAAGCAAUCUUCCAAUACAGGGGGAAACUGCAAGUGAAAAGUCUCCUAUGCAGGCAAGGAUGGAAAGACGGAAGCUUUAAUGAAGAAAUUGGCGUCAUCCCUGUAAUUCCGAGAAGGUGAGAAGGUACGAAGUUACAUGUCUGGGUACAACUUCGACUUUGUGCCAAUUUCCUCUUCAUUGAUCAAGUUACUCGGGUUUAUGCAAAUCUCACCAACCAUUGUUCAUUGUCUCUUCCCCGCGAAGUUCAUGCGGAGCUGUCUCAUCUCUCUGUGAAACCGGCGAUUCGUCUUGAGAUUACCGAUUUAAAAGAGACUCAUCCUUAUUCUCGGGUCCUCUGUCUCAAAGAUAGACUUAUAAACGUCGGUCUAGCGAACAAACUUGGUUGAAAGGAUCACCAAAUCCUAGUCCACGCAUGUUGUUAUCGCGCAGGGGUGACACCCUACGGCACAUGAACAACCACUUCACCUGUUGAAAUAUUUAUUUCCUGGUGGAAUUGCUUACUACCCUUCUCCUUAGAGUGCACAAGUCUACCGCGUAGGAAGUAGAGAAGAGGAAACGAUAAACACCAAAGUCAUCUAUAAAAAAAGAAGAAAAGAAGAACCUAGGAUCAUCUCACCGGAAUUGAAGAUGGAAGAACUCCCCAUCGAGCUAAAUGUCAUCACCCUCAACUGCUGGGGUCUUUUACACCUGAGCCAGCACCGCGCCGAGCGUCUUACCGCUAUAGGCCGCGAGCUCGCCGCCACCGACCCAGCUCCACAUAUCGUCGCGUUGCAAGAAUGCUGGACACAGGAGGACUAUCGGAGUAUCCGUCGCGAGACUCGCUUCGUUCUGCCAUUUGGCAAGUUCUACCAUAGCGGUGUAUUUGGCGGCGGUCUCGCCAUAUUAUCCAGAUGGCCCAUCGAGGAGAGCUCCAUGGUCCGAUACCCUCUAAAUGGCCGGCCGACCGCAUUUUAUAGAGGCGAUUGGUUCGUCGGCAAGGGCGUAGCGUGCGCGCGGAUCCGAUACGGUUCGGGAGAUCGUGAUAUCGUUGAAGUUUUCAACACGCAUACCCACGCCAUCUAUGAGCAUCCGCCCGACAAAACCGACAGCUAUGCCGUUCAGCGGCUCUCGCAGUCUUGGGAGAUGGCCAAGCUAGUCCGGGGAGCCGCGGAGAGAGGACAUCUAGCCAUUGCUCUAGGUGAUUUCAACGAUGUACCACUAUCACUAUCGUAUCGCAUGUUGACGGCCCAUGCUCCGAUCAGAGAUGUGUGGAGGGUACUAAACCCCGACUCAUCCCUCGGCUCCGCUAUCCACGAGCUCGAGCGCGCGCGGCGUCGACCCAUACCCUCCGCCGCCUUCAACUUGGCCGAAAAUGGCGUCACGAGCAAUAGCGUGUACAACACAUGGAGGUGGACCAAGUCCGACCAGCGGGCUCUACGCUCAGGAAAAGACCCUAUGAUCGUACCGCCGGACACUCCAGACCCGCGAGGUAAACGUAUCGACUACAUAUUCUUCUCGCCGCAGGUCUCUUCAACCACGAAUACACUUCUAAAGGAACUCAACCAAGCGCGCGCGAGCCGCGACAUCGGUGAAAGCAGCACCAAGACCCAAGGCUGGGUCGUCAAGGACGCGCGUGUAGGCAUGCUCGCACGACACCCGGACCUCGGCUGCUCUCUCUCCGACCAUUUCUCCGUGGAAGCCACUCUCCUCCUGCACACAACCGACACCUCCCUCAUCACCACAUCCCCCUCCCGUCCACCCUCUCCUCCCUCGCCACCCCCAAACCGGCCCUCAAGCUCGAACUCGCACCUCUCAGCCAAAAACGCAGGAACCAACCACCACGCGCGCUCCCUCCUAGCCCUCGAACACGGGACCUACCUCUCCUCACCCACGGGCUCCGAAAUCCGCGUCGCCUCGCGCCUCGAACUAAGCCAAUCCUACGACGCCCAACUCCGCGACAGCGCCCUCGCCCUGCCCACCCUCCGCGGCGAAGGCCUGCACUGCACCAUCUACGACGACGUCCUCCUGCUAAUCCACACAUACGACGAGCGCGAGCGCUCCCAGCGCCGCCUCCGCAUCCUGCACUUCUACCUCUGGCUCUGCGUCGUCAUCGGAUGCUACAUAGCCGUAUGGUUCGUGCAGCCCUGGCCAGGCAUCGCCUUCGCUUUUCUCGUGCUAAGCAGUCUUGGUUUCGCGAUGGGCGUCGUGGAUGGACUUAUGGGAUUCCUGUUCUUCGGGUCCGAGAUCAGGGCUUUGAAGGAGUUCGAGUGGGAGAUCCGGAACGCGAAGGCUACGGCUAGCGGGGCGCACGGGCUUAGGGAUGAGGAGGGGGUGGGCGGCGGGGAUGGGGUCGAGGAGAAGGUUUGGUGAGGUUUGGUGUGCGAGAUGAUUGAUACCUUUUUUAAACAUUUCAUUCUUUGGGGAACGAAGUUUUUUUGGGACGAGGAUAUGAUACCGACCGACAUAUUCUACUCAUACGUAGAAACGGUGUUACUUAUUUAUAAUGCAUGGACAUACAUACAUAUACGAACGAUCAAGAGAAGGAAUGGCGAUGCAAGUCGUGUUGAAAGGGCGAUUACCUAGGUUAUGAAUUUGUAAUGAUACCACGAAGACGAUACAGGUUCCAUAUAGGGGAUACUGUUCUAAUACUAAUUGCUUUUCCCGCCUAACUGGA
This is a messenger RNA of Annulohypoxylon maeteangense, 2668 nucleotides long. RefSeq names its product DNase I-like protein. The transcript has a single exon. Lineage: Eukaryota; Fungi; Ascomycota; Sordariomycetes; Xylariales; Hypoxylaceae. Bases 643 to 2364 code for a protein of 573 amino acids. The record is from RefSeq and is a predicted model, not a curated record. Gene Ontology annotation, cellular component: cytoplasm. Gene Ontology annotation, molecular function: sphingomyelin phosphodiesterase activity.